AUGGAUAUCAAAGAAAAUGAUUCGAAAUUAUUUACACCUGGUCCUUUAACGACCAGCUUAACAGUGAAAGAGGCUAUGCUUCAUGAUUUAGGCUCACGCGAUACGAUUUUUUUAAAUAUAAUUGCUCAUAUUCGCGGAAAAUUACUUGAAUUAGCAGAUGUCUCAGCAGAUGAACAUGCAGCUGUUCUUGUACAAGGAAGUGGUACAUAUGCAGUUGAAGCAACAUUUUCAACAACUGUACCUCAUCAAGGCGCUAAUGUCUUAAUUAUUGAGAAUGGUGCAUAUGGUCAACGCAUGAUAAAAAUAUGUCGAAUAUUAAAUAUUCCACAUGAUGUAAUUUCAUUUCAUGAAACAGUACGCGUUCAAGUUGAUUUAGUCGCUAAUAAAUUACAAUCAAAUCACUAUACACACGUUGCUAUUAUUCAUUGUGAAACAAGUUCAGGAGUUUUAAAUCCUAUUGAAGAAAUUGGGCAAUUAGUAUAUGAUCAUGGUACAACAAAAGGUUCAACCGUAUAUAUUGUUGAUUCAAUGAGUGCUUUUGGUGCUGUUCCAGUUAGUCUUCGUAAUGGUCAUAUUACUUAUAUCAUCAGUUCGGCUAAUAAAUGUAUCGAAGGCGUACCUGGUUUUGCUUUCGUUAUUGGGAAAAAACAACAUUUACUCACGUGCCAAGGCCAAGCACGUAGUUUAGUACUUGACCUAUACGAUCAAUACACAUACAUGGAACAGAGUAAACAAUUUCGUUUUACACCACCAACGCAUACUAUACUUGCAUUCAAACGUGCAUUAGAUGAAUUAGAUCAAGAAGGUGGUGUGCAAGGUCGUGCUAAACGAUAUCAAGCUAAUAAUAAACUUAUUCGAGAAAAAAUGAGAACACUUGGUUUCAUUGAAUUAAUUAAACCUGAAUAUCAAACAUAUAUUAUUACAUCGUAUUAUUAUCCAUCGGCACCAUUUAACUUUCAAACAUUUUAUAAUAAACUCAGUGAAAAACAUCAAUUAAUUUAUCCAGGCAAAACAACUGAAACAGAUUGCUUUCGUAUUGGUAAUAUUGGACGAUUAUUUGAGAAUGAUAUGGCAACAUUAGCUGAAUGUAUUAAAGAAGUAUGCGAAGAAAUGAAUAUUGAGCUUCCGUUAAAGAACAACACCAAACAAUAA
This is a messenger RNA of Rotaria socialis, 1152 nucleotides long. The record is from the annotation of a GenBank genome assembly. NCBI's taxonomy places the organism in Eukaryota, Metazoa, Rotifera, Eurotatoria, Philodinida, Philodinidae.